Messenger RNA from Malurus melanocephalus (red-backed fairy wren), 2640 nucleotides. It is a transcript of the gene PUS7L, whose product is annotated as pseudouridine synthase 7 like. Gene Ontology annotation, cellular component: nucleus. Gene Ontology annotation, molecular function: RNA binding; pseudouridine synthase activity. The record is from RefSeq and is a predicted model, not a curated record. Lineage: Eukaryota; Metazoa; Chordata; Aves; Passeriformes; Maluridae. The transcript is spliced from 9 exons. The coding region runs from base 90 to 2183 and encodes 697 amino acids. Gene Ontology annotation, biological process: pseudouridine synthesis.
GGGGAUCCUUCCCUMCGUCUGUUUCCCCGCGGGCCGGGGGAGUUUGGUGCACCGGCGGCUCUGGCCGGGAGCAGGCAAAGGCCGCAGCCAUGCUGCCCUCCUUCAGUUACCUGACGGAGCACACCGGCUUUCGCGGCACUAUCAAAAACUCUCCGAGGGACUUCGUAGUGACAGAGCUCGAGGUGCCCCAGCUCUUCCUGAGGGACACCCGGGCUGAAGUGCCCCAGAAGACCAGCGAAGCGCUGCCGGGGCAGAGCAGCCCGUGCCCGCGGCAGCCCAAAAAGCGGAGGACGGAGCCCCCAGGCCCGGGUGCCGCUGAGUGCCCCUGGGGUGCUGCGCCCGGGCCCGCGGGGUGCGGCCCAGGCCGGGCGGGAGGCGGCUGUGCUGCUUCCCCUGACAAAAGUGGGCCUGAGSGAGACUCCGAGCUGCGGUCUUCCGGCCUCCGCGAAGCCCCUGUGUUGGAGUCCUUACUCGGCAAGCCCGUGAGCGAACGGCUCAGCAAAUUUGCCUGUGAUCUGAAGGAUGCGUGGGGCUUGGAAAACAGUGCGGAUGCUGGCAUUAAGGAGUUCUCGYUAGGACCUAGGCUGGACAAGAAAAUUCGAGCUGAUUUACACAGUGCUGUUAGGCAGAAAUUCCCCUUUCUAGUCACUCUUACAAAAGACAAUGAAAUGAUUGUAAAAGGAAAUCCUGAUUACAGAGAACUUUGUCGAUUAGUGACUGAAAAAGAAACAAGUGAUUUCUUUAAAUUUUUAGAUGCAAAGCUAGAAAAUUCUACGUUUUCCUUUGAGCCUGAUGGAAACAAAGAGCACAGAAAAAUAGUUCACCACUUUAUCAAUAGGAAAUUUGGAAAGCUUUUAGAAACAAAGUCUUUUACUGUGGCAGAUGUCAAUGAUCAGCCAAAUAUGUCAAUAAUGGUACGGUUUCGAGAAAAAAGUUGGUCCAGAAAAAGGUCUGCUCGUUGUUUUCAGGAGAAUCAAGAUGUUUAUACAGCUUUCACCCUUCAGAAAGAAAAUCUGGAAACACUAGAAGCAAUCGGCUUGUUGGCAGCUGAACUUGAUGUACUUCCUUCAGACUUCAGUUACACUGGCAUCAAAGAUAAGAAGGCUAUCACUUUGCAGCCUAUGGUUGUGAAGAAGGUGACUCCUGAGAGGUUGAAAGAAAUUGGAAACAAAAUGGAAAAAAAAGGCAUAAGAAUAUUCAACAUCCGUUCAGCAUACCAGCACCUCAGACUUGGUCAGCUGAAGGGCAAUCACUUCGACAUAGUUGUAAGAGAUCUCCGACACCACAAUCAUGACUGUUCUGCAGAUUUAAAGGGGAGAAUAUCUGAAGCAAUGCGAAACGUUGAGACAAAAGGUUUUGUAAAUUACUAUGGACCUCAGCGAUUUGGACAAGGACAAAUUGUUCAGACAGAUCAAAUAGGAUUGGCUUUACUCAAUGAAAAAAUGGUGAGAGCUGUGAAGUUGUUCUUCACACCCGAAGAUACUGAUGAUGCUGUAAACAAUGCAAAGAGAUACUUUCUUCAAACUGAAGAUGCGAAGGGCACACUUGGGAUGCUGCCAGAAUUUAAAGUAAGAGAGAAGAUGUUGCUACGAGCYUUAAAUCGCUAUGGUGUAAAUCACGAAGGUUGUACCAAAGGGUGGCUCAACAUUCCCCAUUCCUUGCGCAUAUUCUAUGUCCACGCUUAUUGCAGUAAAAUUUGGAAUGAAGCAGCAUCAUACAGGCUGAAGACUUAUGGCUCAAAAGUGGUUGAGGGUGAUCUUGUCUUUUUGGAAGAAAAUUAUGAAAGCAUUUCAAUGAAUGACAAGGUUCAUGUAGUCACUGCUUCAGAAGAAUCAGCUAACAAAUAUUCUAUAUACCAAGUGGUUCUUCCAAUGGUGGGACAUAGUAUCAAGUAUCCCAGUAAUAAAGUUGGACAAUGGUACCGUGAAAGACUCUCUAAAGAUGAGCUGGACUUGUGCAAAUUCAGGGUGUCUCCAUUACAACUGAAUAUACCUGGAUGCUACAGACUUAUUUUGAAAAAUGUUCAGAAUCUCUCAUAUUUUUUGGAGGGUUUUGAAGAAGGGAUCAAAAUUGAGGACAACCUUCUGAAUGAUUUAAAAUUAUCUCUUCAUGUGUCAUUUGACCUUGAUUCUUCAUGUUAUGCAACAGUCUGUCUGAGAGAAAUAAUGAAAUGUGACUUUUAAGAUUCCACUUAAUGAAAAAUUGCAGUAGUAUUGUACAAUGUGAUAUUUCACAUGUACUGCCAAGAACAGAGGAGAGAAUAACAGGUUCAAGCCAUGAACAGGAAAAAUCUGUAGAUUGAGAUUACAGAUUAGGUAAAAAAAGCUCAACAAAAUCCUUUAGAAUGUUCCGAAAACAUUCCAAACUCUAUAUACAAAUCCUUGAAUGCACUGGAGUAAAAGUCCGUUACACCAGGCAGGUCUAACAGAACUUAAAGAAACCAUGGGCUGCAAGAUUGAAUCUCCUGUUUGCAUAGACAUCUGGCUGACAAAGUUAAGUCUUGGAAGAAUAUUUCAGCAAACAAAUGUAUCUUGUAAUGCAUAGUAAUUUUUUAAAAUGUUUUAUAUAAAACAUUUAUACUAUUUUCUUCUUUAUUAAAAAAAUAAAGUAGUUAACUGUGGUAAAAUGAGUGGAUUUGUG